Molecule: messenger RNA, 1344 nt
Organism: Dracunculus medinensis (Guinea worm)
Lineage: Eukaryota; Metazoa; Nematoda; Chromadorea; Rhabditida; Dracunculidae
Source: the annotation of a GenBank genome assembly
AUGAGGAGUUUACUGUUCUUUCGACGAACAAUUGCAACACUAUGUGGUCGACCGCGUAUAGCUGUCAUCGGCUCGGGACCUGCAGGAUUAUAUGUUUGCUCUGGAAUUUUACGUCGACUACCUUCUUGUCAAAUUGAUGUUUUUGAUAAAAAUCCGACACCGUAUGGUUUGGUACGUUAUGGUGUUGCACCUGAUCAUCCGGAAACGAAGAACUGUAUAAAUUAUUUUAAUAAAAUGUUUAAUGAUAACAAAGAUCGACUAUCAUUAUUUUGUAAUGUUGCUGUUGGCACUGAUUUGACUUUCAACGAACUCUGUUCUGACUAUGAUGUUGUUGUGCUUGCUUAUGGUGCCAGGCAUCAGCGACGACUUAAUAUUCCUGGGAUUGAUUCAAAAAAUGUUUUUUCUGGUGGAGAUUUCGUAUCGUGGUAUAACUCUUUACCCGGUUCAAGAGUGCCCGAGCUUGACUGUUCCAAUGCGGUCAUUAUUGGACAUGGAAAUGUUGCUUUGGACUGUGCUCGUAUAAUCCUUCUUGCCGGUAAUGAUCGACUAUUUCAUACCGAUAUAACAAGUUCAGUACUUGAUCAUCUUUCUCAAUCUUCUAUUCGUAAUGUGUCAAUCAUUGGUAGAAGAGGGCCCUUGGAUGUAUCUUUCACUAUUAAGGAAUUACGGGAACAAAUAAAACUGCCUAAUUGUUCUUUUGCCAUUGAAAUGUCCUCGUCGGACCAAGAUUUGAUAAAUGAAUCGUUAAAUUCAUUAUCUAGGCCAAAAAAGCGAAUUACUGAAUUAAUGCUUAAAAGUAUGAAUAUUUGUCCUAGCGAUGCCAGUCGGCAUUGCCAGCUGCUAUUUAGGCGAUUGCCUAUUGAGGUACUAGCUAACAGUUCGGGGCGUGUUCGAGGCGUUAGAAUAAAAAAUUCUUUAACUGAUGAAAUAGAAGAAAUGGAAUGCGGGCUAUUGAUUCCCAGUAUUGGUUAUAAGAAUAUAGUGCUAGAUGGUGUACCAACGGAUAUCAAUGGUCGUAUAGAUCUUAUAGAUUCUAUGCGUGUUCGAACUUGUAAUGAUGCACUUGUUUAUGCUUCUGGUUGGUGCGCUCAUUUGCCAAAAGGUGUCAUUGCCAAUACUUUGCUGUAUCAUUGGCAGAUUGAAUCGACUGGUGUUGCUGCUCAGAUCUGUGCAGAUCUAGAAAAAAAAGAACUUCGAUCAGCGCUAGAAAGUAAUCCCUAUGAUCGACUUAAAGCUCGCGGUGUAUUAUACGUUUCUUGGGAACAAUGGCAAAAAAUUGAUGAAAAAGAACGAAAACUUGGCAAAAGUCGUGGCAAAGAAAGAGAGAAAAUCUUAGAUUUUUAA